Malaya genurostris is the source of this 2467-nucleotide messenger RNA. RefSeq names its product prolyl 4-hydroxylase subunit alpha-1-like. The record is from RefSeq and is a predicted model, not a curated record. Bases 815 to 2458 code for a protein of 547 amino acids. Gene Ontology annotation, molecular function: iron ion binding; protein binding; L-ascorbic acid binding. Gene Ontology annotation, biological process: peptidyl-proline hydroxylation to 4-hydroxy-L-proline. Lineage: Eukaryota; Metazoa; Arthropoda; Insecta; Diptera; Culicidae. Gene Ontology annotation, cellular component: endoplasmic reticulum. The transcript is spliced from 3 exons.
AUAAAGGGAAAACAGUUUUUCAAAAAACGACUGACUUUUUUUCUGAGUAUCUUUUUCAUGGAAAACUAAACUAAACUGAGAGUCAAAAUCAUCCGAGAAUUUAAUGACGCUCAAUUUGUAGGGAGAUUUCACCCCACAGUUGCAAAAAGUAUCAGUGCAGUACAAGAAAAAAUUUUCCUUGCAUGUUCCCAUCUUGCAAUUUAAGGAGAAGAGAACUAGUAUAAUAGUUUUGAAUAGUCACCAUUUUAGCACCAUUUCCUGCCAAUCUCAUCUUCAAAUGCGAAAUCCGAUGAUGCGAAAGAAAUCAUGUGACUUUUAGAUUUCAGUGUGGAAGUAAGCUUCCUGUGUUUGCCAAAAGAUGACACCACCGGUAGGAUUACGGGCAGAAAUAUACGAUUUUUGGAGUCAAAUUAAACGAUCAAUUAAAUCCGGAUAGGUGAUGGAUUUCAGCCGUUUUUUUUAAAUAGGAAAUGGAGCAUUCAAGUGAAGACGACCUAGGACUAAGUGAGCAAAUUUCUGAAAAUAAUUUACGUAACCGUAGCUUUAAAUUUCGAAUGCAAACCUUUUAAGAAACACUCUCGAGCAAUGUCCGGUAAUUCGACUGACUAUUUUCCGUCUUUAAUCUUCGGGGGAUUCUCCAGAAGGGCGCACCACUCAACGCAUGUUGACAAAAAACAUCGUCGUCAUCAGGUCGAAGUUGAUGUUCGAUUUUCGAUAACCGAAAUCAAACUGGGUUUUUCUCGUCGAUCUUAAAUUAGCGUUGUGAGUUCCCUUUAUCGCUGAAUUAAUUUAUUGUUCUGGAGAUUAGAAUGCAAUGUCGCAUGGCUUAUCUGAGGCGACCGGUACCGUUUGGGGCCCAAUCAGUACAUUCAGUACUAAAACGACAAUGGCAGCAAGUCGUCGCGUCGUCACGUUGCUGGUUCUGCUAGGGGCAACCCUUCAGAAGGCGAAAGCGGAAGAAAAACCCGGUGAAUUCUACUCGUCCUUGCUGAGCAUGGAACAUUUGUUGGACAGCGAGAAAACGAUCCUAAAACGACUGGAACAGUUCAUUCGAUUGUCGGAGCAGAAAAUAGAGUUCCUAAAAGGGCAGCUAGCAAAGUUGGAAAGUGACAUCGAAGAUACUUCGAAGAACCGGAUUGCAUUUCUAUCGAAUCCAAUCAAUGCAUUUCUGAUGAUGAAACGCCUUGUGGUAGACUAUGCCCGAAUGGAUGAAUACAUGCAGUCGAAUGUGGGCGUGUCGUUGAUUGAUAAUUCAACUAUCCUACCGGCCUAUGAAGACUACAUGGGAGUGGCAGAUGCAAUUGCCAAUCUUCAGCACGUCUAUCAGCUCGAUACAGUCGAGCUGGCUGCCGGAAUAAUUCGUGGCCAGUCCACUGUCAGAGAGUUGACAGCCGAUGAAUGUUUCAGUAUCGGUGCGGUCAUGGGUCAAGUGAAACAAUUCAAGUAUUCUGCUUUUUGGUUAGAGGAAGGACUUCGACGAUGGGACCUGGAAGAGAAGCCUGUGGUAAGUAAGCAGGAAAUUUUGAAUGUUUUGUCCUACUCCCUGGCAGAGGAAGGUCACUAUGAGGAAGCAAUGAAACGAACGGAUCAAUUGCUUGAAAUGAUCCCGAAUGAUGUUGGCGCUCUUCAGAAAAAGGAAGUUCUAGAACAAUGGCUGCAGUACGUUGAAGAGCAUGGACCAAAGCCGAGUACCGACGUCGAUCGAGGAUUGUAUGGGGCACUAUGCCGGGGAGAGCACCAAAGACCGGUCGCUGACUGGUCCAUGUUGCGAUGCCGGUACGAAUCCAGCAAGACUCCUUUUAUUCGGAUUGCUCCGUUCAAACUGGAAGAGGUAAGCUUCGACCCGCUGAUUGAAGUUUACCACGAUGUGUUGUCCGAAGAGGAGAUCGAAAAUUUACUGUAUUGGGCAAAGCCUAAAAUUAGGCGCUCGAAGCUGGGCAUGAAAGAAGAAGUGUCAAACUCAAGAAUUAGUCAAAACGGUUGGUUGCGUGACGGUGACCAGCCUCUAGUAAGGACAGUGACCCUUCGAACGAUGGACAUCAGUGGUUUGGACGAUAAAGGCUUUGAGGCGUUGCAGAUCAACAACUACGGCAUCGGAGGUCAUUACCUACCGCACUAUGACUGGGCACGACAGGAUGGCGAUGUUCCGCCGUUUGAGAAAAUUGGAUUAGGAAAUCGAAUCGGCACGGUGAUGUAUUAUUUGAGUGACGUCGAACAAGGAGGAGCAACCGUUUUCCCUGUACUUGGAGUUGGUGUGUUCCCGAAGCGAGGAUCGGCCAUUUUCUGGUACAACCUACAUCAUAACGGAACCGGGGACAGAAGAACGCUGCACGGGGCCUGUCCGGUAUUGCUCGGAUCCAAGUGGGUUGCCAAUAAAUGGAUCCACGAAUACCACCAGGAGUUCAGACGACCUUGUGAACUACAUUCCGGAAUACAGGAACAAAUAAAUGACACAUGAGACACAAUA